Molecule: messenger RNA, 4596 nt
Organism: Fukomys damarensis (Damara mole-rat)
Lineage: Eukaryota; Metazoa; Chordata; Mammalia; Rodentia; Bathyergidae
Gene: Ing5
Product: inhibitor of growth family member 5
Exons: 6
Coding region: 937-1743 (268 amino acids)
Biological process (GO): positive regulation of DNA-templated transcription; positive regulation of apoptotic signaling pathway
Cellular component (GO): nucleus
Molecular function (GO): chromatin binding
Source: RefSeq, a predicted model, not a curated record
GUACCAGGGAUCGAACUCAGGACCUUGUACUUGCUGUUGUGCUUUUCUUAAUAACCAUGUUUUUCUUGGGGUUACUAGUGGACCCAUUUGUCCAGGUGGUUUCCCAUGCUUGCCCUCCUGCCCUUGCUAAGAGCUCGGUGCCAUCUUGUCACCAGUGUGUCUUCAAGUUCGCGUGGGUUCCUGACUCUCUACCUGGUGUCUCAGCCUGCUGUGCAGGUGGCAUCCUGGGUUUCUCCCCAGAUCUUCCUAAAUGUCUUGCUUUGAUUUGUUCCUUUGUUUUGGUGACUUUUUCAAUGCAGUUAUCAGAAAAAAUAAAUUUAUGGUGAUACAUUUUACACAUCUGAAGCUGUGUCUGUCCAGCCAAUGACCAGUGGUUCAGCUGGGUGCUGAUGUACAGGCGGAUGAGGCUUCUCUCAGUGGAUGGCAUUGCUGGGCUCACUUCUAGCUUCCCUACUGCUCUCGGGAAGUCUGAUACCAAUGGAUUCUUGAUCCUUUUAUAAGAGAUUUUUUUUUUUAACCUGUGCAGAAGCCUUUGGAAUCUUCUCUUUUACCUGAGGUUUUGAGUUCAUGAUGAUGUGGUUUCCUGUGGGACACUUCUUGUGCAUCAUGUCAGGCCUGUGUAUGCCAGUGAAGUGCUAUGGCUUUGUGUAGGUGCAGCAUCUUGGGAACAGGGCCUCCUAUUGUGAAAUGGGCUUACAGAUGGGCUAGCAGAUAUCACCAGACAGACCUCUGUUCUGCUCCCUAGGUGGAGAGAUGGCGUUGUGUGCCUUCUGUGUCAUGUCCCUGAGGCCUGCAGCCCUGAGGUGCUGAUGGCCCUUCCUACCUGUGACCAUAGAUGCCCACUCUCAGCAAGUGCUUGGGGUUGUGUCUUGUGGUGCUGUGGAUCAAACUCAGGUGUUCUAAUCCUGAGCUACAGAUAAGAAAGCGGAGAUCGACAUGCUGGCAGCAGAGUACAUUUCCACUGUGAAGACUCUGUCCUCGGAGCAGCGUGUGGAGCAUCUGCAGAAGAUCCAGAGUGCCUAUAGCAAGUGCAAGGAGUACAGUGAUGACAAGGUGCAGCUGGCCAUGCAGACCUACGAGAUGGUGGAUAAGCACAUCCGGAGGCUCGAUGCGGACCUAGCUCGCUUUGAGGCAGACCUGAAGGACAAGAUGGAUGGCAGUGACUUUGAAAGCUCUGGAGGCCGGGGGUUGAAAAAAGGUCGGGGUCAGAAAGAGAAAAGAGGCUCCCGUGGUCGAGGCCGGAGGACAUCUGAAGAAGACACUCCAAAGAAGAAGAAGCACAAAGGAGGGUCUGAGUUCACUGACACCAUCCUGUCUGUGCACCCCUCCGACGUGCUCGACAUGCCUGUGGAUCCCAAUGAGCCCACGUACUGCCUGUGCCACCAGGUGUCCUACGGGGAGAUGAUUGGCUGUGAUAAUCCUGACUGUCCAAUCGAGUGGUUUCACUUUGCCUGUGUGGAUCUCACCACGAAACCCAAAGGAAAGUGGUCAGUAUGGGGGUGCUGCGGGGUGCCCUCUGCCCACUCCCACAGAGGAGGCUCUUCUUGGCUGGGCAGGGGGCUGGUCUGGCUCUCUGGGUGUAGCCGGGUACCCAGUGUCACUGCAGCACUGGUCCUGGCUCCUGGGCCGGGUGAGCUUGCAGGGACCUUGCCCGAUUGCCCAAGGUACAAUUAUCUGCAUUGGUGCCCAUCAGCCCUGAAGAGCAGCCAUGCUGGCCCUGCAGUGGGGACAAGAUCACUUUAAGAGGAUGAGGAGUAUGGGUUCUUGUGCCAGGGAAAGGCAGGGAGCAGGUGGAGAGCAUCAUUUGGCACACAGAUCCCUGCGAGGUGCUCUGCCUGAGAAAUGGUGCAAGGGCUUGCACUGUCCCAGCCUGGCCUUCAGAGGGCAGUGGCACCUGCUGAAGGUGUUCCUGAGUUUUUACGAUGAAAGCCUGGAAAUGGGUACAUGUUCUCAAAAGGCAACUGUCGGAAUGCUGCCUUCCUCACAUGGAGCACCGUUGGCUUGCUGUGGCCGUGUGCUUGCUUGCUGUGUAAACCGAAGCUCUCGAAGACCCACAUGUGGUUGGUGAGAGUGAAUUAUCCUCUGGUGUUUGGUGCAAAGACCACGGAGGGAGUAUAGGGGUGGAUGCUGUGUUGCAGCAGGCUCUUAGCCUGUGAUGGUGAUGGGAGCUCUCUUGUGGGGGCAUAGGUGACCAUGUAGCACCUUACCUCAUGUUUGUGGCGAUGCUGGAGUUUCCCAAGAGAAGAGGUAGAGCUGCUGCCCUCUGUGCUGGAAACUGUAGGACAGCAGGUGGUGGGUGCAGCAGAGUAGGGGCAGUGGUUUCUUUGUGGUCUCUUUCUUUUGUUUGUGGUACUAAGGAUAGAACCCAGGGCUAGGCAGGCUGUGCCCCAAGCUAUACCCAAGCCCUCAAGUGGCCUUUUUUAGACCACUGCAAGUGGGCUGCUCUCUCUGCAGUGAGACAGGAACUCUUCACUGACACAGCUGCCCACACACCUGUACCACCUGUCCCCCACACCUGCAGCCUUGUCAUACAGAGGUCCCUGGAGGUGAUGUUAGUGAGUUUACUCUGCAUAGGGACUGCAUUAGUUGUCAUAUUGUCCUCAUGUGUCAUGAGCAAACCAGAGCUUGCUCCAUCCAGAGAACUAGAGGUCUUUGUGAGUUGUGUAGUUCAUAGGGCCCAGCCAGCUGAGGCAGGGGCCUGGGCUCAAGGCUCUCAGGACAUCCAGCUCGACUGGGUACAUCUCCACAGUGGCAUAGUAACCCUGUACCCAGUUACCCAGAGAAGACCAUCCUAGUCCCUUUGAUCUCGAGGACGUUGCUGAAGUGAGUCCGUCACCUUCAGGACACGUGUGGGACAGCAGCUUACAGGGCAGCUUUUCCAGGUGGGAUGGCCAUGCCCACUGUGCUAGCAUCUGACCUCUGGCUCUGUCUGUCCAGAGUCCACCUGCCUUGGACCAAGUAGUGGAGUCUGGUGGCUGCACUGGCAAGAAGGACACAGAGGCCGACCCCUGUGCCUUUCUCUCCCAGGUUUUGCCCACGUUGUGUUCAGGAAAAGAAGAAGAAGAAGUAAGGAAGAGGCUGUGCGCCCAGAUCGAAGAGCAAGUUAAUAUAUUCCUUCGUGUUGCAAUAUUUUCUUUCAAUUUUAAAACUACCUUAUUUUGUCUGAUAUUUAAGAACUUAGUGGCCAGUUGUAAUUCUGGAUAUUUCCUAAAACAAACCACUGCCCUGUGGGUACUUGUGAACUUGGGCUGCCAGGCACCAUGCACAUUCUAACCUGGUUCACUGCCACCACUCUGCUACUGGAGUGUCUCCUGCAGUUCUCUGGGACCAUACACAGACCUCUGUGAGCAUACUUGUCACUCCUGAGCUGACCUGACCUCGAGGAUGGGCCCUUGGCAAGGCCACUGCUGCCGUCCUGGCCAGGCUGGCUCUUCUGGGAGGAGGUGGCCCUGCCCUACUGUGCACUUCCUCUUUAAUGUGGACUCCGGCCCUCUGGGCUUCACCAGAGUAAGCACUCCUGUUGGCCCAGGCUGUCGUUUACCAUGACCGGCACCAUCACAUGGUGGCCUGGCAGCCGGCGACAUUCCUUCCGUUCCUCUGGGAAUCCCUGCUGUUUUUACUGUGAAGAUGAAAUUAGUCUAAUUGCAUGAAGAUCGUGGGUCUUCUGUGUCUGUGAUGUGAGUCUGUCUCCUGGGGCUGACUUUAUAACUUGUGCUGCCUACUGCCAGGCCUACAGCUCGCCCCAAAGGGAUGGCAGUUCUGCAGCCUGGUGAGUGAUUACAGUGCUCGGAAAUGAUACCGGACUGGAGUUGGAAAUGGAGUGUACUGUUCGUUCAGCCACUAUUUGCCAAGUCAGUGUUGAGCUGUCUCUGUGGUGGAGUUGGGGAAAAUGUACACAUUUGGUCUGAUGAGUGACAUUGUGACUGUCCCUCCAGUGUAGCCUCUGAGACCCCCCCAGACCCCAAGAUCUUCUCACACACUCUCCACCUAUAGUGCCAGAGAACCCAUGGAAGAGUGUUCUGUCCUCACCAGAGGCAUGUGUUUGUGUCCCGUGAGGGCUGCCUGUCUAAUAUCCCUCCCUCACUUUCUAGUGUUCUGCCAAGGACAGAAGAUGGCAGGAAGGUGCUAGUAUGGGGCCACCUGCAUGGUGUUGCACCCCAUAUUCAGCUCAUGCUUGCAGAUGCGGACAGGACCUUCGAGCACCCCUGGGUGGGGAGUCCAGGCCUCCGGUUCUUAGUGCAAAGCCCUGGCAUGCAAUCUCCAGGGGAAGCCUUGGCUGGGCUUGCUCUGCUGUGGGGGCAGUGAGUUGUGGGUGCUGACCCUGCCCAUGCAUUUGUUGCUGGGCAGGUGAGGGUGGGCAGUGGAUGGUUGACAGCAAUCCCAACUCAUCCUUUUGGUAGUCCUCAGGCCAGAAGGAGCUUCUUAAGUAUCUAGCCCAGCCUUGGGUUAAGAGGGCUGCUCAGUCUCAGCUGGAUGCAUUUCAUUUUAUAACUUAGUUUGUAUGCUUUUUGGCGAUUGAACCCAAAGAGUGCUGAGCUAUGUCCUCAGCUCUUUUCAAAAUUUUUAAAUUUUGGGACAGAGUUUCACUGAAUCAUU